Messenger RNA from Suillus bovinus, 1424 nucleotides. RefSeq lists its product as uncharacterized. The coding region runs from base 138 to 1274 and encodes 378 amino acids. NCBI's taxonomy places the organism in Eukaryota, Fungi, Basidiomycota, Agaricomycetes, Boletales, Suillaceae. Gene Ontology annotation, molecular function: protein binding. The record is from RefSeq and is a predicted model, not a curated record. The transcript has 2 exons.
ACCUUUUAUCCACAGCGUCACUUCAUUGCGUCGUCCAUCCAACUAAGUUCGGUCAGAAAUUUCCAGCGAACAAAACCAACAUUGUAAAUGUCUAGUUGUAGGUGGUGUCUCGUUAAUUCAACAUUCAAUCGCUUCUGAUGCAGUCACAACCAAUCACGCCAGACAUUAAAACUCAACACUCCAAUGACUUUGGCGCUGUCAACGCUAAUGGCCAACGCCUCGUCGACAAGCAGGACAAGUUCAUCCACUUCGUGAGCUUACACGAGGAACUUGGUCCGGCUGUCUCUCGUUUACCAGUCGAACUCUUAUCCGAAAUUUUCAUUCACACACUUGCACAAUUCGAUGAAUUAUUGCCCCCAUCAAAGCUACGAUCUCCUAUGCUGCUGACAAGGAUAUGCCGAAGGUGGAGGGAAGUUGCUGUAGGCACGCCAGGUUUAUGGUGCAGAUUGUUUAGUGGGUUUACAAGUACCCACCGCAUGCAGCAGGAAGCCUUCUGCUACGACACAUGGCUCAAGCGAUCGCAAGGACUUCCACUAUUGUUGGCAGUCACACGUUUCCCAGAUCUCUUGCUCUUGACUGGUCUUCUUGAGCCUUACAUGAAUCAAAUAUCGUCUCUUCAUAUCGUUUGCUAUUUCGUCACACGCAAACUUUUGUUAAACGACCUCCCAGCACUUCAAGUGCUUACCAUGGAUGGGUACAUCGAUUUCUAUAGAUUUAAGAGCAACACUAUCGCAGAAUCUAUCUUAAAGCACUCAUUCACCCUACGCAGUCUCAAAAUCAGUGCACAAGCAUUCUACUUCGUUGACGUCGACCCCUUCAAGAAUACCAGAUGGCCACACCUUACACAUGUCGAGAUCACUGUUCUCCACCAGAACAUAUUCCUCGCAUUACUACAGCAGGCUCCCAACCUCUCUUCAGCCAAAAUCAUGAUAUUUUCAAGCUAUAACAUGCCCCCUGGACCUACAUUACCGGCAGAGCCAUUCACGCACGAGAACCUUCAAUUCUUGGACAUUGAAUGUAAUACAUCGGUCACAUUACUCCCCGAUAUACUCAAUGCCUUGUCACUCUCCAAUUUACGCCACUUUAGAGCUGCCUUUGCAUGGACGCAGUGGCCUCACGAGGAGUUUGAAGCAUUUUUAGUACGGUCAGAGUGUCCUCUGGAGUACCUGGAAUUUGGUGAUGGAAAGAGGACAAUGCCAAAAUUAAUCGAGCGGAGAGCAGAAUAUUUUGCUCUCAUUCCUUCUCUUGUGGUGCAUUACACGAGGCCUUCAUGAUUUCUUGGACCGUGUCGCGAUUAGAGAAGUUGCAGCAGAUGAACAAAGCUCCGCGCAGAACAGUUCCAUAACUUCCCAUAUGCCUAGGGUAUCCAUUGUGCUAGCCCACCCUAACUACCUUUGCCUUUCCACACGACGAGAGACACGUAA